Molecule: messenger RNA, 4560 nt
Organism: Sphaerodactylus townsendi
Lineage: Eukaryota; Metazoa; Chordata; Lepidosauria; Squamata; Sphaerodactylidae
Gene: HNRNPA3
Product: heterogeneous nuclear ribonucleoprotein A3
Exons: 16
Coding region: 186-1355 (389 amino acids)
Molecular function (GO): RNA binding
Source: RefSeq, a predicted model, not a curated record
CCGGCCUCCGGUUUCCAGUCGAGCCCGCCCGCCCGCCUGCCUUCCUUCCUCUCACGUGGCCUGAUUUCCUCUGACCCGCCCCGCCUUCCCUUUCCCUCUCGGCUCCAUAUUGAGGCUGAAGGAGGCAAAACUCAGUCACAAAAUGGAGGUUAAAAGGAGCAACUGAGUCAGAACACCCUCCCAAAAUGGCGUGUAAAGAGGAGAGAGAGGCUGAAGAUUACAAGAGGAGGGGAAGAAGAUCUUCACAGGGCCAGGAUCCUAAGGAACCAGAACAAUUGAGGAAGCUGUUUAUCGGUGGCCUAAGCUUUGAAACUACGGACGAUAGCUUAAGGGUACACUUUGAAACAUGGGGCACGCUCACAGACUGUGUGGUGAUGAGAGACCCGCAGACAAAACGUUCCCGCGGCUUUGGUUUCGUGACCUAUUCUUGCGUGGAAGAGGUAGAUGCCGCAAUGUCAGCUCGCCCACAUAAGGUUGAUGGGCGCGUGGUGGAGCCAAAGAGAGCAGUUUCCAGAGAAGACUCUGUGAAACCCGGUGCCCACUUAACAGUAAAGAAAAUAUUUGUCGGGGGGAUUAAAGAGGACACGGAAGAAUAUAAUUUAAGAGAAUAUUUUGAAAAAUAUGGCAAGAUUGAAACUAUAGAAGUAAUGGAAGACCGGCAGAGCGGAAAGAAACGAGGAUUUGCUUUUGUGACAUUUGAUGAUCAUGACACAGUUGACAAAAUUGUUGUUCAGAAAUACCACACUAUAAAUGGACACAACUGUGAAGUGAAAAAAGCUCUCUCCAAGCAAGAAAUGCAGACCGCCACUGCUCAGAGAAAUCGUGGAAGCAGUUCAGGCAACUUCAUGGGCCGUGGAAACUUUGGAGGCAGUGGGGGAGGUUUUGGUGGUGGAAGAGGAGGUGGAAGCUUUGGCAGCAGAGGAGGCUACGGUGGUGGAGGUGGCGGCGGCGGCGGCGGCGGUGGUGGCGGCAGCGGUGGCAGCAGAGGAAGCUACGGAAGUGGUGAUGGAUACAAUGGCUUUGGCGACGGUGGUGGCAACUAUGGAGGUGGCCCUGGAUAUGGCAGCAGAGGAGGCUACGGUAGUAGCCCAAGCUACGGAAGCCCCAGCAGCGGAUAUGGCGGGGGAGGUGGCGGCUAUGAUGGUUACAAUGAAGGAGGGAACUUCAGUGGCAACUAUGGUGGCAGUGGAAACUAUAAUGACUUUGGCAAUUACAGCGGGCAGCAGCCGUCGAACUAUGGGCCCAUGAAAGGAGGUGGCAGUUUUGGUGGUAGAAGCUCAGGCAGUCCUUAUGGCGGUGGAUAUGGAUCAGGAGGAGGAAGUGGAGGAGGUGGCUAUGGUGGAAGAAGAUUCUAAAAUACGUAGCAGAAUAAGGGCUACAGUUCUUAGCAGGAGAGAGCGAGGAGUUGUCAGGAAAGCUGCAGGUUACUUUGAGACAGUCGUCCCAAAUGCAUUAGAGGAGCUGUAAAAUCUGCCACAGAAGGAGCGAUGAACCAUAGUCAGAAAAGUUACUGCAGCUUAAACAGGAAACCCUUCUUAAAGACUGUCGUAGCCACAGUUUGCAAAGAGUGCAGCUAUUGAUUUAAUGCAAUUGUAGUGUUUAGAUGUACAUUCCUGACUUCUUCUUUUUUUAAUUUGUUGUUGUAGCUUUGUCUUUUUCUUUAUAAAAUCAGGUAUAUUGCCCUGUAAAUUUGUGGUAGUGGUACCAGAAAUUAAAAAUAAUUAAGGAACUUUUAAUUUUUCAAUUCUUGUGUAGUUCAGUUUUUUUUCCUUACUUUAAAUAAAGAAAUGUAGUUUUAGGGUAUAUUCUUGCUAGGAAAAAAAUCAGUGCAUUAUAAUCUUGUAUUAGUUUAACCUUGUGAAACUGCUGAAUCGUUUAUAAGAACUUUUAGGUUUUUUUCUGCAUAUGUAGCCACAUGAAAUGAGUUGCCCAUGCAAAGGGAGGGGAGAGUUGCUUGCAAUUAAAGCUUGUUUAGCCGUAUAACUAGGACUGACUCAUUUAAACUAGUGCUUGUGAAUGAUCAAAAAAGCUUUAUUUUCAAAAGAAAAUACCAGAUACUUCUGGCUUGUGCUUACGAUUUGUAGCUUUUGUUUCUUAGUUGAAGCCUUCCAAGUAAAUUAGUAUGAAAGUUCUUUUAAGCUUUAUUCAGUUUGCCUCUCGUUUCAUUGAUAUAUGCAGAAGGUGCCUCAGCCCUUAACCAUUGGCAGAACAGGUUUCUGUCUUUUAUCGCUACCAAGGCUUAAUCCACCCCACCCCCCACAAAAUGGUGAACAGAUUAAGUACGCACACUUCAUUGAAUUAAAACUUUCAAGCAAAUAGCCUGGUCUGUUACUGAGCUUACAACUGUGUAGCUUCAUUUGUUCUCCCCCUCAAAAAAAUGUGGUUUAUUCUAAUGGUUAUGCUUAACCAUUAAGUGUAAUGGUUAAUACUUCUUCAGCAUGCUGUUCUGACUGCCCUCUUUCCCUGGAACCAAGUUGCAGCUGAGUCACAAUCCCUCUCGAGUCCCUUGGAAACAAGUAUAAACUGUCUUGACUGUGGGCAAACCAACCAAUCUGCUUCACACACCUUCCAAUGCGCUGAGUGUCAGCCUUGAAGGUGAAGCAAAAACUGAUUGCUUCAUGGCCUAGGAACUGGCUGAACAUGAUGUAUUUGUUGUGAACAGCGAGUCUUGUGACUAGAAUAAAAUUUAAGAUUUUUUUAAUGCCAUCAGAGUGAUGUGUCCAAGCUUCAUGACAGAGUGGGUAUGUUUACUCCUUCACUUGCCCAAAUUUGCAUACGACUAUGUUCCCUACUAAUUUGCUAUCCUUCUCAAUCCGAUCAGACUUCUCUUCCAACUAUUGCCAGAGCAGUGCUUUCUAUCAAUACACAUCCUGAAGAGUAGGGCACAGUGAGUAGAAGAAACUCAGACACUUUUGCCAGUGUGAUGCUGGAAUUUCUCAUCUUGUUACUUCUUCUCUAGGCCAAUGAACAGUAUAAAGGUAAACCUAAUUCCAGUAUAGGAAUGAAUUGUUGGGCAUUAUAAAAUAUUCGUCUUGGAUCUGUUGUAAUUUCAGCCAAUCUACAUUAGCUUUACAGAAGAUGGGGGUCUGAAACCUGGCCUGUUUGAUUGUGGCCUGCCUAGGCUCACUGUCCUGGUGGUUGGGUAAUAGAAACGCCGUGGUGAAAUCCCAUUAAACUUUGUGCCAGGAAUAUACUAAACAAGAUAAAACAUAUUAGCAUGCAUUAAGGUGGAAAGUAGUUGGCUGGCCUUAUCAGUACACUUUCUAUUUUCUGAGGAGAGAGUUCAAUUUCUUAUUUGUGUAAAAAAAAAAAAAUCAUAUCCCACCCUUUCCAGAAUCUGCCCAAUGUGGCAAAUAGUUUAUACUCAGGCAAAACUUGUCAACUGAGCAUCAGUUUAGUAUUGUGGUAUGGAAUUUUCACAUUACUAAGCCAUGUGGUGUUCCUUUUUUUUUUUGUUUUUGCAAGGACAGAAUAGACCCGAAUCAUCACUUCCAGGGCUACUGUUGGUUGCAGAGGCAGAGCCAGAGGAUGGGUUUGAGGGAUUUCAUCUGUUCCUAGUCCAUGUAUAUGGUGGGUGGGAGUCUUGACAGUGUCCACCGUGGGAUUCACAGCAGCCCUGCGGGAAAAGAAUUAAUUGCCUAGCGUCUUACUUUGUUUUGCAAACCUCAAUGUGAAAUCUACAAGCUGCCUGUUGUUGGUGCCAGUGACUUAGACCUAGUUCUUUGAUGCAAAUGUGGAGAAGUGUCAGCUGAGGAGAGUGGCUUGCCAGCUGUAAAGACUCUAGAACGUGAUUCUUAGCCAAAGUGUGGAUCGCAGGAGACUCAGACAGGACUUCAGCAGCCUUUUGUGUAUGUGGACCAGUCAGCCUAAUAAAAGAAUGACGAGGCAGCGACAGCACAGCACCAGCUUCAACUUCCAGGAAAAAAGUGAAGGCAUAAGAUUCUAUGCUGAUAGUGAGCUUUUGGAGAGCUGCUAGUUAAAACUACCUUUCACUGCUGAAAGAUCGAAGAAAGUCUAGCAAGAGUUCUUCACCAGUUGGAGCCUCCUUGAGUCAUAGCUACUUGAGUUGACCCAAAGUCAUAGGUCUAGCAUUUAGACCUGAAAGGAAGGGGAAUAAGAAUAGGUCAUACAAGAAAUCUCUGCUGGACAAGAGGCGGGUUUCUUACCCCGAUUGGAAACCCUUGACUUGGCAAGGAAACGGGUCACUCGCUCAUCUGGAACAUGAUGUGGCUUCAGGUGUUUGUUUUUUUCAGAUGCUUAAAAUGGUUGCGUUAGAGCCUGCUUCUGGAUUGGCAUUUUCUUUUGCCUCCAGGCAUCUUGAGUGAAUAACAGCACCUGUGCCUGCUUUCAAUCUUGUAAAAUGGGGACAAGGCCAAGCUGUGUGCAGCUCAUCACUGCCCAACAGAAUGUAAAGUGGGGGUAACUAAUCCUGAACAUCUGUUCUCUGAGAUGAAAGGCGAUGAUGUAACACACAAAUAACACAAAGCGUAAUGACAACCACAAUUGACUGCGGUCUCAACACUGUUGUUCAGAUGUUUACAAUAAAGUGCCAUAAUUUAU